AAAAUCUAAAUACAAUGAGAUCAAACAUGAAUGGUGUUGCAAUAGCUGCGUUGGUAGUGUUAACCAUGACCCAGUUCAUGGUGCAGCCAAGUGCAGCCAUUACUUGUGUUGAUGUUAAUGUUAUGCUCGAACCAUGCUUAGUCUACCUACAGACGGGUGGAGACCCCCCAAUAAAUUGUUGUAACGGACUAAGAAGGCUUCAAGUCGAGACCCCGACCAGGCUUGACAGGCAAACUGCUUGUAGUUGUGCUAAAACUGCUGCAAUUCGGUUGCAAAUUAAACAAGAUUUCGCUUCUGAUCUACCUCGCAGGUGUGGAGUUGUCAUCAAUGUCCCGAUAAAUCCCAAUGUUGACUGUUCCACCAUUCCGUAAGAUCUGAUCUAUAAGGGAACUGUGCGAAAGUUACUACAUCCCCUCAAGAAUAAAUAAGCAGUUGUUUCUACGAAUUACACGUGUUGUAGAAAUCUCAGUAUCGCAUGAAUGAUGGUUUUGACGAAUCUAUGACAUCAGUGUAUAUCGAAAAAGAUUAUAAAUAAAUAAAUCACAGUUCCCUAACUUUUUA
Cynara cardunculus var. scolymus (artichoke) is the source of this 561-nucleotide messenger RNA. Its product is annotated as non-specific lipid-transfer protein AP10-like. Bases 15 to 371 code for a protein of 118 amino acids. Lineage: Eukaryota; Viridiplantae; Streptophyta; Magnoliopsida; Asterales; Asteraceae. Gene Ontology annotation, biological process: lipid transport. Gene Ontology annotation, cellular component: membrane. The record is from RefSeq and is a predicted model, not a curated record. Gene Ontology annotation, molecular function: lipid binding. The transcript is spliced from 2 exons.